AUGGCACCAACGAACAAGCAAUGGGUGAGCAAGCUGGAUGGUGCGGAUAAGCUAGAGUUGGUCGAAGGCGAGAUGCCGGUGCCGAAGGACGGGGAAGUGCUGGUGAAGAUUAAUGCCGUGUGCUUGAAUUACCGAGAUAUCGAAGUCUGCGAUGGCGAAUAUAACCACCAUCAAACCCCUACGGAUUCCCCCGUCGGUGUCGUUCCCUGCUCCGACAUGUGCGGCACCGUUGUGGAGAGCAAAUCGCCGCUCCUCACCGCUGGGACUCGCGUCAUGUCCGUCUUUCUACAGACUCAUCUUGUCGGAGCCCUCAAACAAUCUGAUAUGGAGUCUGGACUGGGCUUUCCCUUGCCGGGCGUGCUGACAGAGUAUCGGUGCUUCGAUGCCAAGACGCUGGUCAAGGCGCCCAAGUACAUGACAAACGAGGAGGCGAGUUGCCUGCCGAUUGCGAGUGUGACGGCGUGGAUGGCACUGAACUGGAUGAGGCCUAUUGGGAAAUCCUUCCAGGAGUUGGAACUUUAUGGGAAAGGCGGUGAUAAGGACAAGGACAAGGACAAGGAGCAAGAGACUGUAUUGCUCCAAGGCACGGGCGGAGUGAGCAUUGCAGGACUGCAAAUCGCAAAGGCAGCCGGCCUCAAGACCAUCAUCACAUCUUCAUCGGAUGAGAAGCUCGAGCAAGCAAAACAGCUGGGCGCAGACCACACGAUUAAUUACCGCACAUACUGGGAGUGGCAAGAUGGCGUCAUGGAAGCCACCGGCGGCAAGGGCGCGGACUACAUCCUCGAAGUGGGCGGGACGAAGACGUUGCGCAAGAGCUUUGCCAGUGUUGCGUUUGGAGGGACGAUUAGCUGUAUCGGCUAUGUUUCCGGCAAAGAAGACGACACUGGCGGCGACGAUGGCGGAAAUGGCGAUGAUAAGGGGAAGGCGUCGGGAUGGAAUCGGUUGAAUGUGAAUGUGUUGGCGUUGAGGAAGAAUGUCACGCUCAAGGGGUUGGUGAAUGGCGGGAAGGAUCGGUUUGAGGAGAUGGUGAGGUUUUACGAGGAGAAGGAGAUUCGGCCGGUUGUGUGUAAGGUGUUUGGGAUGGAGGAGGCGAAGGAGGCGAUGGCGUUUGUUAAGGAUGGGAAGCACUUUGGCAAGGUUGUGAUUAAGCUGGCGGAGAAUUGA
Molecule: messenger RNA, 1164 nt
Organism: Trichoderma virens Gv29-8
Lineage: Eukaryota; Fungi; Ascomycota; Sordariomycetes; Hypocreales; Hypocreaceae
Exons: 2
Coding region: 1-1164 (387 amino acids)
Molecular function (GO): oxidoreductase activity
Source: RefSeq, a predicted model, not a curated record